Molecule: messenger RNA, 1011 nt
Organism: Procambarus clarkii (red swamp crayfish)
Lineage: Eukaryota; Metazoa; Arthropoda; Malacostraca; Decapoda; Cambaridae
Source: RefSeq, a predicted model, not a curated record
AUGCCCAACUUGUUUAAGAUAAUCUUGACAAGCACUGAUAUAUGGAGAGUUCCAGAACAGCUCGGAUGUGAUUGUGAUGCCAAGGAUAAUGAUGGAUAUAACUGUGAUGCCAAGGAUAAUGAUGGAUAUAACUGUGAUGCCAAGGAUAAUGUUGCGUUUGUGAUACCAAUUACAAAUAACGAGGAGAUUGUGAUGCCAAGAUUCGAGUCUAACUCUGGGCUGUGUUACUGGGCUCCUCCCACUGCUCCCACAAGCUCCUCCCACCUCCCACAAGCUCCUCCCACUGCUCCCACCUCCCACAAGCUCCUCCCACCUCCCACAAGCUCCUCCCACUGCUCCCACCUCCCACAAGCUCCUCCCACUACUCCCGCAAGCUCCUCCCACCUCCCACAAGCUCCUCCCACUACUCCCACAAGCUCCUCCCACUGCUCCCACCUCCCACAAGCUCCUCCCACUGCUCCCACCUCCCACAAGCUCCUCCCACUGCUCCCACCUCCCACUGCUCCCACAAGCUCCUCCCACUGCUCCCACCUCCCACAACCUCCUCCCACUAAUCCCACAAGCUCCUCCCACUGCUCCCACCUCCCACAAGCUCCUCCCACUGCUCCCACAAGCUCCUCCCACUGCUCCCACCUCCCACAAGCUCCUCCCACUAAUCCCAUAAGCUCCUCCCACUGCUCCCACCUCCCACAAGCUCCUCCCACUGCUCCCACCUCCCACAAGCUCCUCCCACUACUCCCACAAGCUCCUCCCACUGCUCCCACCUCCCACAAGCUCCUCCCACUGCUCCCACAAGCUCCUCCCACUGCUCCCACCUCCCACAAGCUCCUCCCACUAAUCCCACAAGCUCCUCCCACUGCUCCCACCUCCCACAAGCUCCUCCCACUGCUCCCACCUCCCACAAGCUCCUGCCACUGCUCCCACAAGGUCCUGCCACUGGCGGUCUUCACAUUACCCAUAACAAGGCAGCAUUACACCAACUCUCAGGAGGAUCACGUCUCAUCUGACUGA